AUGAGCAAAAACUCUGAUUCAAACAAAGGCUCAAGUACAGCGCUCAGACGUUUGAUGGCCGAAUACCGUCAACUCAUCAAUAACCCUCCAGAAGGAAUUUCUGCAGGCCCCAUCGAUGAAGACAAUUUCUUUGAGUGGGAGUGUCUGAUCCAGGGCCCCAAGGAUACCCCAUACGAAGGCGGACUUUUUGCAGCCACAAUGACAUUCCCCAAGGAUUACCCAUUGAGUCCACCCACUCUUGUAUUUACCUCCAAGAUCUUUCAUCCCAAUAUCUACAAAGAUGGCAAGGUGUGCAUCUCCAUUCUGCACCCACCAGGCGAUGACCCAAACAUGUACGAGAGUGCAUCUGAACGUUGGACUCCUAUCCAGAGUGUUGAGAAGAUUCUAAUCAGUGUUAUGAGCAUGCUUGCGGAACCCAACGAUGAGAGCGGCGCAAACAUUGAUGCGUGUAAAGUCUGGAGAGAUAACCGUGAAGAGUUUAACCGGAUUGUGCGCCAAAACGUUAGAGAAUCACUUGGCAUGUAA
Messenger RNA from Magnusiomyces paraingens, 525 nucleotides. RefSeq lists its product as uncharacterized. Gene Ontology annotation, cellular component: endoplasmic reticulum; cytosol. The transcript is spliced from 3 exons. Bases 1 to 525 code for a protein of 174 amino acids. NCBI's taxonomy places the organism in Eukaryota, Fungi, Ascomycota, Dipodascomycetes, Dipodascales, Dipodascaceae. The record is from RefSeq and is a predicted model, not a curated record.